Molecule: messenger RNA, 690 nt
Organism: Oncorhynchus tshawytscha (Chinook salmon)
Lineage: Eukaryota; Metazoa; Chordata; Actinopteri; Salmoniformes; Salmonidae
Product: extensin-like
Exons: 3
Coding region: 1-690 (229 amino acids)
Source: RefSeq, a predicted model, not a curated record
AUGUGUAACCCCGCCCCUCUGGGCUGUAUGUGUAACCCCGCCCCUCUGGGCUGUAUGUGUAACCCCGCCCCUAUGGGCUGUAUGUGUAACCCCGCCCCUCUGGGCUGUAUGCGUAACCCCGCCCCUAUGGGCUGUAUGUGUAACCCUGCCCCUCUGGGCUUGACAGGAUCAGCCCUCUUCCCCUGUACCCAACCCUCUUCCCCUGUACCCAGCCCUCUUCCCCUGUACCCAACCCUCUUCCCCCUGUACCCAGCCCUCUUCCCCUGUACCCAGCCCUCUUCCCCUGUACCCAACCCUCUUCCCCCCUGUACCCAACCCUCUUCCCCUGUACCCAACCCUCUUCCCCCUGUACCCAGCCCUCUUCCCCCUGUACCCAACCCUCUUCCCCUGUACCCAACCCUCUUCCCCUGUACCCAACCCUCUUCCCCUGUACCCAGCCCUCUUCCCCUAUACCCAGCCCUCUUCCCCCUGUACCCAACCCUCUACCCCCUGUACCCAACCCUCUUCCCCUGUACCCAACCCUCUUCCCUGUACCCAACCCUCUUCCCCUGUACCCAACCCUCUUCCCCUGUACCCAGCCCUCUUCCCCUGUACCCAGCCCUCUUCCCCUGUACCCAGCCCUCUUCCCCUGUACCCAACCCUCUUCCCCCUGUACCCAACCCUCUUCCUCCUGUACCCAGCCACAAGUGA